AUGCCGGGGAUGCUGACCGUGGCGCUGCUCUCGGUGGGCGUGUCCCUGUCGCUCUGCGUCGUGCCCGCGCUAGCACGUCUCACGGUCUUUCCCCUGCUCUUGGCGCUCGUGCACAAGUUCGCAGCCGCGUAUGCGACGGACAGCGUCCGCAUUGAGUUUUGCUUUGGCUCGUGUGCCUUGCGCAAGCACCGCAGUGCCGACUCGGAGCUCGCGCGUGGCGUCACGAUCUCGCUCUUCUUUGUCACGGUGCAGAGCGAGUUCCUCAAGUCACUGGCGUUUGCCAAGCAAGGACUCGCACCUGAUGAGCUCCAGCGCGUGGCGAUUGAGAAGAUUGAGAUUCAUGUAACCACGACGUGGAAAAUGGUGGUGAAACUCGAGGGCGUGAGUGUAGACGGCCGGAUCGUGGACCCCAAUGUGGACGGCGUGUUUGAGCUGCAAGACGCGGUGGCAAUGAAGCUAACUGAAGCGGCGAAUUGGAUCACGCUGCUAGAUGUAGAGCGUAAGAAAACAGAGCUGAGACAGAUUGCGGCACAGGUGGACAUCCACGUCAGCAAGUUGCGAGUUACUGUCACGGAACUGACUCCUGGAGCUGCUGCCGUUGACGGCCAUGAUGAAGUAAACGAAGAGAAGGAUGGCAUGGAUGCAGACGAGGCCAGAAAUGGCUCGAUCUUCGGGCUUCUGUUGAAACCUACACGCGUGAGCUUUGCUCUGAACUCGUGUGACGUGUUGUCGGAUGUGUUGCACGAAAACGUAGACGAGGCGUUGCAACUUAUCUUGACGUCAGAGGAGAUCAAGGUGGAGCACGCUAUGAGCAUGAAAGGCGGGAGCAUCUGUGCUACUGUUGUAGACGGUGAAGACGGAAGUGAAGAGACCGUAGUGGAGAAGAAGGUGGACUUACUGAAGGGCAAAAGGGAAAAGAGCCCUGGCGAAAAACCACUACUGUCCUUUUCAAGUUUGGCCGUAAAGCUGCAUGUACCACCCAUGCCACGAGUACUAGGUAUCGUGGAGGACAUCGCUCCUAUUUCGAUGAUGAACCGUGGGGCGCAAGUGGAGCUACUAUCUUCAUCGACGAUCAACAUCUCGAUCACACGUGAGUUGGUGGUGGGAGUACUUCGCGACCUGGUCGUUCCAUACAAUGACCACCAGGUGCUAGUGCAGUCGGUGCGAACGCUGGAACAUGAUGAAAGUGUUCGCAAGCCCAUGUUUGAGGAGGGCGAGAUAUUUUAUGUGAGCUAUUUCAACAAGGAGGAUAGUAACAAGUCGCUAUCUAGCCAACAGAAGGCGGAGAUUAAUGAAAAAUUGCGCACACUUGAAAUAGCGAUGUCGCUGAACAAUAUUCUUAAGCUGCGCAGUCGGGCGACUGGAUUGGCCAAGUGCUACCGCCGUGAUCAAGACGAGCUUACCCUUGCUGAUGUCAAGGCAAUCGUGCUAGAGAACGCAACUAAGACAAGCAACAUUAUGUUCAGGGUACUGCAGAUCGCGUUGCGCUCGGACAGUAUCGUGAUUGGGUUUGUAGAAAGGGGUCACCAAGUCUCAGAGAUGGCAGUGGUCGGCUUUGGCGCCAAUGUGCACACCUAUGCAAUUGCGGAAGGUGAGGAAAAGCAGAAACUGGACGUGGAUGUGGUCGUGGGCCAGACGACGUUUUUGGUCAACGUCGAGUCUUCGGCUCCCAAAACUGUUGCUCCCACGGAAAAGCUACUGUUUGCGGACUUUGGCAAUGUGGCAACAGACUUGAACAAUGUAAAGGUGAUCCUGGCAGUGGGCGCGCUGGUACGCUUUUUGCUGUAUGUGGAUCGACUGAGCACGAAGUCUGCGCAAGUUCUGUCGACUGCGCGUCCACCUCCAACACCGGCUACUUACUCUGAGCAAUUGCCUGUGUCGGUGGAUAUUGCCGAAAGUGAGAUGGAGACGAUGACGAAGGAGGUACCAAUGUCUUCGUUCAGCUUGUUUGGUGAGUUAUUGCUGAAACUUGACGUCAGCAUGAGCGACUGCCGCAUCCUCUUGCUUCCUACUCCAUCUUAUUCAAAGUCACUGUAUACGGAUAUGGAUGUGGAGACAUGGCAAAAUGACUACGAAGUGGACUGUCACGGGGAUAUACCAGUGACAUUCAGCAUUUGUCUCGAAAGCUCUAAGGUAAAGGAGUCGAUGGAGUUCAACGCGCAAAGUUUUAGUAUCGGUGCGCAAUACGUUCAUAACGCCGAGGAGAUGGAAACAAUCCUGGCCCCAACAAAUGUGACGUUGCACUACGCGCUAGAACAAGACUCCGUAGACUCUUUGACGUGCCACCAGAGCAUUAUGGUGCACAUGCCAGAUGUCUUAGUUUCUGGAUCAGACCUGAGUUUGUCGCUGUUGGCGUCUUGUGUUGAAGCACUUGGCGAGCUUCUUCUAUUAUUGCGCCGCGUCAAGAUUGGUGAUACGUUACUUGAGAGCGAGUUAGGGUAUCUGGGAUGUGCACUCUUCAAAGAAAUCGAUCAGGACGGCGACGGGUUUCUGGAAUUCCAAGAGCUACGAGCAUACUUGCGUGAUGACCUGUUGUCCGAUAACUCUGUGGCAGCUUCGGGCGCACCGUCGGGGGAUGGCAGCAAUGCUCUCAGUGGCUUUCUUAAUUUGCGCGGAAGCGAGUACAAUUCGUCCGAAGCGAUCAACAAGAUGAGCGAGACGAAGAUUGCGUGUUCUGAACAACUCGCAGAGUGGAUUCAGCGUCCUGUGUUUGUCGAACGGUUUUGGGAGCUGUUUGAGAGUGAAGCUCACCUUACUAAACGCUCCCUGUGUGAUCAGGAUCCGCUGGAUGUGCAAAAGAAGUUAGUACGUUUGCUGAAUAACUACGAUGCCGCAAAUCUCAUGUGGGAUGCUUUGGUUUUGCCUGUGUUGGAAGAUCUUUGUACGGACCACGCCUUUUGCGAGUGGCUACUGCAACCAUUCACACAUUGCGGAGGUCUCAUAGAGUACCAGAGUGCGGCGAAAGUUAUCGCAAAAAAGAAACGCGGUAUUUUUAGUGCAGCCAUGAAUGAAGCAGAACAUUUGAUUAGCAAGCUUACACAGAGCGCCAACCCGGUGAAGAAGGAGUUGCGGCUUACGACGGACGUACGAAUGGGGAACCUGCGGCUCGUUCUAACGGACACAGAGUUGCCCACUCGUUUCUGUCGUGGUGAUUUCGUCAUCAAAGAUGUGAAAUUGUCAGUGAGGUUGACUGGCAAAGAGAUCGAUGAAAAUGGUCCCGUAGAUUGGGUCGGUUUGGCUACAUCUGGCGAUUCCGACUGGAUGGGGCUGUUUGGGUUCAAGCUGUCGUCGUCAUGUUAUAGUGAAGCUGCUGCUGACAUGGAAUUCAUCAUUGAGCAGCGGGAGCUGGUUGUAGGCCUGUCUUCUAGCGAUGGCGAGAAUGGGUUUUCAGUGACAAUGGAGGCUACAAAAUGA
Messenger RNA from Hyaloperonospora brassicae, 3414 nucleotides. The record is from the annotation of a GenBank genome assembly. Lineage: Eukaryota; Oomycota; Peronosporomycetes; Peronosporales; Peronosporaceae.